Anopheles cruzii is the source of this 13536-nucleotide messenger RNA. Its product is annotated as dynein axonemal heavy chain 2-like. The transcript has 21 exons. The record is from RefSeq and is a predicted model, not a curated record. Gene Ontology annotation, molecular function: dynein light intermediate chain binding; minus-end-directed microtubule motor activity; dynein intermediate chain binding. Gene Ontology annotation, cellular component: dynein complex. Gene Ontology annotation, biological process: microtubule-based movement. NCBI's taxonomy places the organism in Eukaryota, Metazoa, Arthropoda, Insecta, Diptera, Culicidae. The coding region runs from base 1 to 13536 and encodes 4511 amino acids.
AUGAGUGAAAUUUCCAGCCUUACCGAUUCCAGCGAUGAAGGUAAAAAGGUAGUGGAAGAAGUGGUCGAAGCGGUGGAAGAGGUCGACAAGCCAGCCUACUCGGACGAGGACCUGGAAACGCUGGUCGGCUUCAUGCGGGGAAUGAUUAUUCUGUUCGACUACGAGGACGGCGAUUUCAACGACGAAGUGGCGGAAACGAUCAAACUGUGGCUGACGGACGCCAACAAUCCGCUGCUGUUUGUGUUCUACGAUGGGAACCUCCUGUCGGCAUCGCUCUCGUUUCCGCUCUGCCCGAUCAACGAUCUGAUGUACUUUAUGCGCGAACCGGAGCAGUUGUUCAACGUGCUGGAGCGGUUCCACGACGACAUCCUUUUCGGCACGCUGCACGGCGAUAUCGAGGGUUCGUUGCUGGUGCUGCUGGAGCAAGUGUACGGGCCGAUGAUGCUGUCGAACGUGGACUGGUCGGAGAACGUGAAGGCGAACGUGAUCAAUGGGUUCAAUGCGUUCCUGACGUACCUUUCGGAGCUGCACUACAAACUGUCCGGAUUCACGCUGCUUUACGUGCCGCGCGAGGGCAGCGAUAUGGAGGUGCAAGAGGUCGUCCUGAAUCGGUCGAUGAUCAAGCGGCUGGAGGCGGUCAUCAUCGAUUGGACCGGUAAAAUUCGGGCCACCCUCAGCGACACGCAGCACUUUGUGCCCGACGACUUGGUGCGGCCCGCGGAUGAGUACAGCUUUUGGCUCUACCGGCAUGAGGUCCUUUCGGCCAUACGCAUGCAGUAUCAGGGGCCGAAUGUGCAGCACAUUGUGAAAAUUCUGGAACUCGCCCAGUCCCUGUACAUCAAGCAUCUGCGCGACGUGCUGGCCGAUCUGGACAAGGAGAUCGAGAUCGCCGAAUCGAACAUCCCGUUCCUGAAGCUGCUGGUCGAUCCUUGUUUCGCCAUCGGGACCCUGGAAACGGCCGACGACUUCUGCUCGCAGCUCAUCUACGUGAUGCACAUCAUCCGGUUCAUCGGCGAGGACUCGAGCUUCCUGAACAAGGACGAAAGCAUGACCAAACUGUUCCUGUACCUGAGCAACGAGAUCGUGUCGUGCUGUAUGCUGGGCAUCGACGUGGACUGCAUUCUGGCCGGUGCCCCACGGUACGGUAUCGAUGUGUGCAAGAUGAAAAUCAACUGCUGCGAGUCGUACAAAAUCAUCUACGAAGAGAUGCUGGAGCACUUUAAGGGCGAGUUCACCUGGAAUCUGGAUUACGCGGCCAUCUUCAACCGUAUCAACGCGUUCCUGCAGCGUUUGCGCGACAUCGUCGAGGUGUGCGACGCGAUGCUGAUCUUCGGGAAGUACGCGGACGGAACGGCCUACACUUCGUACCGGUUUUUCUGCAACAAUGCGGACGAGUUCGAGCGGCGCUGCGAGCAGGUGGAGAAGGUGUUCCACGAUGCGCUGGAGAAGGUGGAAUCGGUCGGCGGGACGAUCCUGGACAUCAACAACAAGGACUGGUACCGGUACAUUAGCGGGUUCCGCGAGACGCUCAAAAGCCUGGACGACAUCAUCGAGAACCUGCUGUCGAACGUGUUUCUGCUGUCGGAGAACAUCGAGGAAAAGCUGAACGUUCUGGUGACGCUGCUCAACUUCUACAAGAGCGAAAGCGUGCGCGAGAGCUUCAUGCGCAAGAUCGGCGAGGUGUGGGCCAUGUUUAACGAGGAAAUUGUGAGCCUCUCGAAGGACAUCUCGGCCGGGAUCACCGAGUAUCCGGCGCUGCUUCCGCCGCACGCCGGUCGCUACGCGGUGCUGCGGAUGCGGUUCGAUCAUCUGACCCACCUGCGGACGCUGAUCGUCAACUGUCGCUUCUUUCCGGAGUAUCCACAGCAGGAAGAAGUGUUGGCCCUGUACGAAGCGUGCGAGAAGCAGGUGAAGGGCGCCAUGAAGGGUUUCAACGAGUCGUGGGCCAAAUCGAUCCCACCGGACAUGGCGUCCUGGUACCAGCGGAACUUGAUUUGCCGCAGCAAUCUGCGGCCCGGGUUGUUCGAGGUGAACAUCGAGCGCCGUCUGUUGGUGUUGUUCGAUGAGGCGCAUUACUUUAAAAUUCUCGGUGCCCACGUUCCGCCCGGGCUGGACUUGGAGAAGCACGAGGCGACGCGGCUCACGUUCGACAACGUGCUUCGACUGGUGUUGUACUUUAACGGCGUGGUGUCGUCCAUUUCCGACAAGGAGCGCCUGUUCUUCAAACCGAUGAUCCAGCAGACGGAACGUAAGCUGGAGCCGCUGCGGAGCAAGCUGACCUGGGAGGAAGACCUGAGCGAACUGAUCGACGGGUUCGUGGUGAACGUACGCGAGUUGCUCGAUCUGAUCGAGUUGUACAAACGGGAGAACCACAAAAUCGCCGACCUGGCGGAGCGCAUCUAUGGGUUGAUUUUUGUGCGGCUCGACCUUCCGCAGCCGGCCAGCAUGGCGCAGCUGAUCGAGAGCGUCACCGAGCAGAAGAAGGCCGUCUUCACGGAGCUGCUGGAGGUGCUGCGGGAGAUUAGUAAAAACAUUUUCACCAUCUACGACAGCAUCGGUUCGAACAUCCGCAAGAUGGGCAGCAGCUGGGAGCAGUACAUCUUCAAAAUCGAUAAGCUGCUCAAGGCGGCCAUCUUCACGUGCACGCUGAACACACUGCGCGGUGUUCAUGCGGCCCUGGAGAACGCACACGCGAGCCCGAUCAUGUUGAUCGAGAUUUUGCUCAAACAGGAGGGCGCCGCGUACGAACCAUCGGUGGAUGCGGUCGAGCAGACGCUCCGUCGCCUGACGGAGGAAGUGGCCCUGACGAUCAAGCCGGUGCCAAGCAUCGCCCAGCGUUAUCAGCUGGACGGUGGCGAGCGUAGCUUCUACCUGCAGCUGCUGGAACACGCCGAUUACCGGCAGCUGUGCGGUCAGAUCGAUGGGACGAUCGAGGAAACGGUGCGGCUGCUGACGACCUACCAAGCCAAGUGGAACGUGUUCCGUCCGUUCUGGUGCGUCGACAAGACGGCCUUCAUCGAACGCUUUAAGCUGUCGGCAAUGACGUCGGAAGCGUUCCAGCGGAACAUCAAAAAGUUUGAGGAGCUCCAGAACCAACUUUCGACACAGGGUGACCUCAUCGUGUGCCGGUGCGUGGAGAUCGAUGCGCUCAAGCUGAAGUACGCCCUGACCAGUCACAUUGCCGAGUGGCAAAGCAAGUAUAUCGACUAUCUGAAGUGCAUCGCAUACGGCAAAAUUAUCGAAUUCAACACGCUGCUCAAGAACAACGUCGCGGAGCUGAGCCACGAGCCGACGGAGGUGCACGAGUUGAAACGGCUGGAGGAACGGUACGCGGCCUGCCACGAGGAGCUGCCUGGCAAGGAGCAGGAAAUCGGUGUCAUCCUGAAGUACUUUGUAGUGCUCGAAAAGUACGUCCUCGAUCUGCUCCCGGAAGCGUACGAGCUGAGGCACAACAUUGACCCGAUCUGGGCCCAGUAUCGGGCGGAUUUGCGCGAAAUCCGGGAGCAGAUCGACAACUAUCAGGACCAGUUCAAGCUGUCGCUGACCGGGGCGGCCGAUGCGCUCAAGGUGGACGCGCUGGAGAUGUUGAAAAUGUUGCGAGAAGAAAUGCCCAUCAACGGCGACUCGAGCCCCACGGAGGCAUUCGAAGCAAUUGACCGUUUAAUGAUGCAAUUGGAAGCGCUAGAACGCCGUGAGCAAGAGAUCGGCCAGCAGUUGCAGUUGCUCGGCGUAGGCUUUGGCGGGUUGUCUGCUAUCCGAGAAAUACGAGGAAAACUGGAACACCUAAGACUCGUGUGGUUGUUUGUGGGCGAGUGGCGCACCUUCGUGGAACGAAUUAUGGACGAAACUUACCGUACGGUCGAUGAAAUCGAGUUGCGUUCGCUGUCAACCCAUUUUAAGCAAAUAUCCGAAAGUCUCGCCGAAGGUCUCGUGGGAGACGAAGAGUGUGAAGUGCUGUCCUCAGCCCUCGCUGCCGUUGCCCAGUUCCAGGUGACGGCGGCCAUCGUCUGUACGAUGAAGUCUUCGUUCCUACAGCAGCGCCAUUGGGCGAAAGUGAAAGAAACCACGGACUGUGACGGCGACCUGGCGGCCGAUUGCAGCUUUCGGCUGCUUAGCGAUCAGCUUAGGGUGUACCUUUACGAGCAACAAUUGAUGACCCUUUGCUACACGGCCCGAAAGGAACACGAACUGGAGCUGGAACUGGAAGCGGUCGCGUUACGCGUACGCUCCUUCGAGCUACCCAUCCGACGGGUGGUGAUCUCUGGGGGCCACCAAUUUCCGGCGCUCGCGAAUCCGUCCGAGCACGCCGCACUGCUUGCGGACACCGCGGUCACGGUGGAUCGUCUGAGAAGCUCACCUUACCGAGGCCCUUUCCAGGCUCGGAUCGAUUACUGGGAGCAAACGGUGGGCCUGUUGGAACAGCUCCUGGGCGAGCUGCUGGAGUGUGAAUCGGAAUACCGAACUCUGUUCGAGUUUAGCCGAACCGUCAGACGUACGGGCACGUUGGAACAGUUCAACGACGAGUUCGACGGCCAGUGCUUCGGAGCGUGGUGCGAACUGAUGCGCCACGUCUCGACGGCCCGCCUCGCGGAGGAUGUGUGCCCGGUGGGAAAGGAGUUACUGGAAGAGCUCGAAACGGUGCGAAGAAACAUCCGUGCGGUGGCCGGGCGGCUGACAGUGUUUCUGGAGGAGCAACGCGAACAGUUCCCGCGCUUCUAUCUCCUUUCGGACCGCCAGCUGAUUGCGUUUCUUGCCCACCCGACGGACACCCGAGCGCUCCGCCAGACGCUCGCCAUCAUGUACGAGAAUGUGGCGGGAAUCGCGAAAGGUGAUCAGAGCGGCGGCGCACUCGAAGCGGUGAUCACCCGGGACGGAGAGCACAUUCCGCUCGGCCGGCCCCUCCCGACGCUGGGCGGAACAACCGAAACGAUGAUCCUGCUCGAUCGUGGCAUUCGCGACGCGUUACAAGAUUUAUUGUCGCGUUGUCACUCGGCCCUGCUCCAUCGGGGAUACUUUCGGCGCGUGGAGUCGGGCUGGCUGCACAGCUGGCCGGUGCAGCUGUGCCUGAAGAGUGCUGAACUGCGAAACACGCUGCAUACCGGGAACGCGCUGGUGCAAUGCAGUCUGCUCGGCAACAGGAAGCCGCUGAAAAUGUUGAGUUCUCUGCACACCAAAAUGUUGGAAGAAUUGACGAAUUCGGCCCGUACGUCGGCAAUGUCUGAAGGCCGCUGGGAACGGAAGAAGCUGAACGAUUUGUUAAUCGUCGAGCUGAACGCACGCGAUUUGAUCGAUCGGCUUACGGGCGGCGCAGGGCACCCCGGUCCGCAGUCCUUCGAGUGGGUAUCGCAGCUGCACUCCAACUGGCAUCCGACCAGCGGCAAGUGCUUCGUGCAGCUCCUGGAAACGCGCAUUCCUUACGGCUACGAAUGCAAGCGAUCGAUCGAACCCGCACUUCUGACCCCGACGUGUGAGAGAGCCCGGAUCGGCACGCUGUGUGCGCUGCGGUCCAAGCAGAUUCCAUUGCUCCUCGGGAAGCCCGAAGCCUCCGGUGGACGGCACUUGUUUUUGGAGAGUUUGGCCCACUCGGCGGGCGUUUUUCUACGGCAAGUGCCUUGCGAUAGUCCGGCGGACGACGAUGAUGCGGUCCUAAGGAUGAUCACCACCAUGCGGAAGAUCGGUGGCUGGUUGGCCUUGGAGGGCCUCGAAAGGAUCCUGACAUCGCCGGUUCUGACCACGAUCGGGAACUGCUUGCGGGAGAUUGGGUCUGGCGUGCAGCGCUCGACUACCGUCAAGGACUCCACUGGUUUCCGGACUGGCUCCCGAUUUCAACUGUUCGCUCUCGCUAGUUCCGUCACCCCGGCCUCGGUGGUCGAUCGGGUGGACAGGACUCUGUACCGUCCGGUUUACCUCUUGCCGGCCGAUAGUGCACCGGUCCUCGCCGCGUGGCUCUGGUUGGAGGGGUUCCGGCACGGUGCUCGAAUCGCCAAGCUGAUUACCCUGCUGAUCACCCAAAUCGAGCGUCUGGGUGGCAUCAAGCCGGGUGUUUUCGGGUUACGCAACCUCAAACGCGUUGUCGAACGGAUCGCGCUUUCGGACCACGAUGACCACGAGUGGGACGCCGAGAAGGAGCGUUUUGUGGGCGCCAUGCUGCUUUCAGACAGAAUGGUGGAGAAAGUAUUGCUCAUCCGUCGGUCACUGGAACACCCCGCCGAUCGGCCUCUGAUCGUGACGGGACGACCGGGCUCGGGCAAGACCGGCGCCAUCCGUGUGGCCCUCGAGAUGAUGGGCUACGCAGCCCACCGGCUGGUGUCGAGCGUGCUGCGGAAGCUGACGGACCCGAAAUCAUUCGACCGGCCGCUGUUCGAUGCGAUAAUCUCGGCCAGCCUCGGCUGCGACACUAGAAAGUGUUUGAUAUUUGAUAGCGUCCCCGACGGCCAGGAAUGGAUAACGUGCGCCAUUCGGCUGGCGCGGCACGAUUACAUGUUCCAAGACCUAACCCAUGCGGACCACCCCGGCCCACCGGACCGCGUGAAAGUCAUCGUGGAAUGCCCGGAGCCCGGGCUGGAAACCGUGACACCGUCGACGGUGUCCCAUUUCGCCCUGGUGCACCUCGGUCCAACCGACCUUGACUGGUGGCAGCUGCUGGAGGUGUGGCUGGACGGACUGGAGCAGUCCUCCUCGCUGCGACUCCGAGAGUUGGUCGAGCGGCACUUCCGACAGCUACUGGCGUUCCGCCAUACGGAGUGCCGGACCGUGGUCAACCUGAGUGAUGUGAGCAUAGUGCGAACGUUUAGCAAACUGUGUGACGCCUUGUUGAGCACCUUCGACCCGUGCAAAGUGGACUGCAGGCAGGACGUGGUACUGACCAGGCUGUUCUUCUUCUGUUCCGUGUGGGCGAUCGGUGGGUCGCUGGAAGAGGAAGCCGCUCGGGUGCGGUUUGAUUUGCUGGUCCGGGAGCAGCACCCGGAAGCUGGCUACCCCGUCCGAGGGUCCGUGUAUCAGUGCUACGUUGACCUCGCGGACGGUGCGUGGCGUUCGUGGGAAACUCUCGAACUCUUUGGUGACCUUGCCCAUUAUCGGAGCCCCCGGACGGUGGCGUACGAGUUCGUUCUCCGCAGUCUGCUGAAGACCGGGGGCCCCAUUCUGGUGGGAAGUGAAAUGGCUUCGGGUAAAACGGCCCUACUGGAAAGCAUCCUCAGCGAGAGGGAUCCCUCGACCGAGUGCUGGAUCCGGUUUGCGCUCACGAAAGGAACGACCGUCGGUCAGAUAUGCUCCCGAUUGCGCUCCCAAUCGGUGAAGAUCACGAAAAGUCGGCUCUACCCCAGGGACCGCAAGCGAAUGGUUUGUUUUUGGGAUGAUCUCCACGUGGUCGGCCGGACCAGCCCGUACGGUGUCGCCGAGUUUGUGCGUAGCUUUUGCGAGGCUCCCGAGUGGUACGAAGGGCCCUGCCGGGCUGGUGUCCCGGUGACCCUGGAACAGUGUCAAACGGUGGUCGCACUCCGCCUGCAAAGGUGUGAAGGUUCGUCGUCGGUGACAUUGCAGAGUCUAAUGGGUAAAUGUCACGUCUUGAUGCUGACGCAUCCGACCGACGAUGAACUUGGCCAGAUCUUCACCGGUCUGAUUCGGCGCUGCGCCCUUGGAGGCACUGAACCGAGCCCAGUGUUUCAGCUGCUGGCUCCGGCCACAGUGGACCUGGUCGGGCGUCUGAUGCGACGACUUCCCCCUUCGCCGUCCCGGCCACGGUACCAGUUCUCGCUGCACACAAUCGCGACCAUAGUGCGCUCGGUUUGCUGUUUACUCGACGACGACGCCACCACCGACCGGGCCUCCAUUCUGAGGCUGUGGACACACGAGUGUUUCCGAGAAACGUGGGACCGGCUGGAACGGAGCGACUACCGGCGGUUCUACGAGCUGCUGAAUGAAACCAUUUCGGGCUACUUCGAGGCCACCCUGCACGGACUGUGGGCUGGCCAGAAUCAAAAUCCGUUGUUUGCCGAUCUGCUUCCCGGAGCCACACGGAGCGAUGCUGGCGGCGGCGGCAAGAAUCCCUACGUGAACAUCCGCGAUACGGACGAGCUAAUAGCGUACGCCGAGGACAAAUGGAGUGGCGUGGCGUUCCCGAAGAUGCGUUUCAUCGUGCACCGGGAAGCCGUAGAGCAUGCGGUCAAAGUGCUCCGCAGCAUUCGUCUCGGGCGUCGGGCCACGAUUCUGAUGGGUCGACCGGGCAGUGGACGAACCGUGGUGUGUCAGCUGGCGGCCGCCCUGUCCCGUUCGCCCACGACGUUCCACCGGAUGUCGGAGACAGUCGAUGGUCCCGACGAGAUACGGAAGCAGUUUCGGGCGCUCGUCCCCCUGUGCGUCCGGCAGCGCACGGUGGCCGUCGUCAAUCUGGACGAAAUCGUAGACGCGGAACCCCCGGAACUGCUGCUGGAGCUGCUCAAUCGGAUUGUGGCGGGCGAGCGGAUGGAAGGCCUCCUAUGUCAGCAAGAGGAUUCGCAGCAAGAGGACUGGCCUUCGGUGGACUGGCCGACGGUAGAGUCCAAUCUGCAUCUGGUCAUCUGCCUGCCAUCGGACGGAACUGCCUACAGAGUGUUGCUGCAACGAUACCCAUCCCUGGUGAUGAGCCUCACCGUGAACUGCGUUCACGACUGGACCGAGGACACGCUGCUGGAGAUUUCCAAGAAAUACUUGCUCAAGAACGUUCUACUGAGUGUGCCCAUUCGGGGCGCAGCCGACAGCCAGGAUGCCCACGGGAAGGACGACAAGCCGAAGACCCUUCGCCGGAGAGAAAGUUUGGUGCAGAGCACCGAAGAACGGUUGCAGAUUGCGACGCAUGAUUUACUGUUCCGCAUACAUUACGCGGCCCAGACGGAGGUGACGUUGCCGGCGGCCGGCGGCAACCGAACGAUAAUUGUCCCGUGCUGUUGGUAUUUUGAGCUGCUUGACACGUUCGAAAGAGUCCUGCGUGAGAAGCGGGUCGAAAUUCACGCCCGUCACCGAAAGUUCCGCAUCGGAAUCGAGCGCAUCGAAGACGCCACCGAGAAGGUGGCGCUCCUUUCGGCCGAACUGGAGCAACGACAGGCCGAGAUUGCCGCCUUUCAGGAGCAACUGGACGCGUUUCUCGGGCAGAUUGCACUCCAAAAGCGCGAAGCGGCCGACCACACGGAGGAGGUGUCGGUGAAGCGACUGAAGAUUGGCGCCGAAGAGACCGUCUGCAAGGAACUGGCCGAAGUGGCCGGCGUCGAUCUGCAGCGAGCCAUGCCGGCACUGGACGCGGCCGUGGCGGCCCUCGAUUCGCUCAACAAGAAGGACAUGAACGAAAUCAAAUCCUACAGCCGGCCUCCGACGAAGGUGGAGCUGGUGAUGGAGGCGGUCAUGAUUCUGCUCGGCAAGGACCCGAGUUGGGCGGAAUCGAAGCGCCAGCUCGGUGAGCAAAAGUUCCUGGAAACCCUAAAGUCCUUCGACCGGAACAACAUCGCCGAGCGGACGCUCAAAACGAUCGGCGCGUACGUGCGCAACCCGGAGCUGGAGCCGGACAAGGUCGGGACGGUUUCGAGUGCCGCCAAAUCGCUGAUCUUGUGGGUCCGGGCGAUCGAGAACUACGGCAAAGUGUACAAGUACGUGGGUCCCAAGAUUCGAAAAAUGGAGCAAGCCAAUGCGUCGUUGUUGGAGAAGCAACAGGAGCUGGCAGAGGCGGAACGGAAGCUACAGGAGCUGGCCGACCAGCUGGCCAGUCUGCAGGCCGAGUACGAGGUGAAAAUGGUGGAAAAGCAGCAACUCGAAGAGACCGCCCGUCAGAUGGCGUCCAAGUUGGAGCGGGCCCGCAGUCUGGUGGACAAUCUGGCCGGCGAACGGGUUCGAUGGCAGGCCACGAAGGAUGGCCUGGAGGCGGCCCAUGGGCGGCUGAUCGGUGACACGCUCCUGGCCGCCGGUUGUCUCACGUACUUCGGACCACUGGACGCGGGGACGCGGCUGGCGCUGCUCGAGCAGUGGACGAUCGACCUGCAAACGAUCGAGACGAUCGCCUUCACGAGUCAGUUCGCACUGACGACGUUCUUCUACGGCGAGCCCGACGUGUUGGUCCGCUGGCACCAGAACGGACUGCCGCCGGAUGAUUUGUCUGCCGAGAACGCCACGAUCCUUCUCAACAACUGCUCCCGGGUCCCGCUGGUAGUGGAUCCCCAGGAAGAGGCGCAACGGUGGCUAAUCGCCGAGCUGGAGGGUUCCCCCGUCAAGUUGGUAGAUUUUGACGACGAAAUCUGCGAACGGACCGUGGUGGAAACGUUCCACGAGCACACGGCGCUCGUUGUGGAGAAUGUCAACCGGGGGAAUGUGGGGGACUUGGGUCAGCUUUUCACCCUCCAGCAGAGUAGUUCUGAGAGCUGCCCCAAGUGUCGGCCAACUCGCAGCGAGUCGGACACGAAGGGCCACCUAAUGUACUUGAUUGCCCGGGAGCCGCUUCCGGUGAUGGAGUCGAUGAUGAAAAAUCUCAACCAACUCAGCUUCGUGCUCGGCCCGGAAGGGCUAGAAACGAAAAUGCUCGCGCUGCUCGUUCAGCACGAGAAUCCUUCACUGGAGGAGCGCAAAGAGACGCUGCAGGGCAGUAUUCUAGCCGACCAAAGGACGCUCGCCGAGCUGGAGGCGCAGAUACUGAGGAUCCUGACCGAGAGCCGCGUCCCGCUGCUAGAAGACGAGGAACUGUACGCGGUGCUGCAGAGCUCGCGGGAAACGUUUCAAAGCGUGUCCGUGGCGCUGCAACAAUCGGAGCUGGCCUGCCAGGAGAUAGAGGCGUCCCGGGAGGUGUACCGAUCGUGUGCGGCCCGCGCCGGGCUACUGUUCCUGGUGCUCGGCGACUUGCAGCAGUUCAAUCCGCUGUACCGCUACAGUCUGGAGUGGUACCGGACGCUGUACUUGGAAUCGCUGGACCGUAGCGGACGAAUCCAGUUGGUCGCUGAGCGGAAGCGACGGAUUGAUGAGUAUCACACGUACAGCGUCUUCCGGAACGUGUGCCGGGGCCUCUUUGAAAGUGACCGUAAGCUGUUCGCAUUCUAUCUGUGCGCCAGGCUACUGUUUGCCCAGGAUGCGCUCAAUCCGCGCGAGUUCCGCUUUCUGGUGUUUGGUGCGGGCCGGGUCGACCGCCACGAGCAGAUGGAGAAUCCGUGCCCGGGCUGGUUGGAUGCGGCGUGCUGGGAUCAGCUGACCGAUCUGGACCGUGUUCCCGGGUUCCACGGUAUCUGCGUGUCGUUCGAUGAGCUACGGGAUGACUGGCGCCACUGGUUCCGGUCACCCGUUCCGGAACAGACACCCCUUCCCGGCAGCUGGGAGACCAACUUGAAGCGCUUUCAGAAGUAUCUCAUCGUUCGCUCGCUGCGAAAGGAUCGGCUCGAGCAGUGUAUGACGGAGCUCACGAAGGAUACGCUCGGGACGCGCUAUGUCAUCACGGCGUCCGUCAAUCCGCUGGAAGACGCCUUCCGGGAAUCGUCGGCCCGGACACUCAUCCUGCUGCUGGUGCGUGACAGCUCCAACCCGUUGCCCGGAGUGCAACGCUUGGGGCGGUCGGUUAACUCGAUUUUGGAACACAUGACGAUGUCCCACGGCCGGCUGGAGUCAUUCGUCGAACUCCUGGAGCGGUGCGUGGCGCACGGGUCGUGGCUGUACGUCGGCGAUUGCCAUCUUUCGGAACCGUUCCUCAAACAACUGCCUCAGGUGGUCGUCUUCCUGAAGCGUCUCCAUCCGCAAUCCCAGUUCCGGCUCUGGCUCAGCUGCCAGCCACACGAGGCGUUCCCGGUGUCGGUUCUGCAGAGCUGCAUCAAGCUGGCUUACGAGGAACCGAAGGGCAUCAAGCACACGAUGCGCCAUCUGUACGAAGAGCUGGGCGAGGCGCGCUUCAAGAAAUCCUCUUCCGCGCUGAAGGAAGACGGAACUCAGACCCAUUACAAGCGUUUGCUGUUCACCAUCGCCUUUCUCCACGGGCUGCUGGCGGGGCGCCGGAAUUUUCAGCAACUCGGCUGGAUCGAACCGUGCCAUUUUGUCAACAGCGACUUUAGCUUGGCGGAACGGUUGUUGGCGUACGCGCUGGAUAAACUGCCGGUGGCGAAAGUGAACGGUCCUGGGCCACGACGGUUGCAGCGGACGUCGAAGGUGAAGCCGGCGAAGGGCGGUUCCUCGAGCGAGAAUGUUAGUCUGGCGAACGAAUUUCACGGCCUGCGUUUGGCACAACACGGCGGCGAUGGCGGCGGCGACGGCGACGAGGAGCGCCAAAAGCAUGACCCGACCCCGUGGCAGUUUAUCCGUGAGGUUUUAUUGGAAAUAUGCUACGGUGCUCACAUCGUCGGCGGCCGAUGGGACCGGCGGGUCUACGAAGCGCACGUCGAGGAACUGUUCCAGCCGCGGCUCCUAUCGGCGGUGGUUUCGCAGAAUCCAUUCCAGCCUGGCUCCUGGUUUCGGUUGCCGCGCGACGGAACCUACCAAACGUACGUGGACUUCAUCGCCAGCGGCCAGCUGCCCGACGCGGACGGCAUCGGCGUGUUCGGCCAGCACGAGAAUGCAAAUAUCAAAUAUUUGAAAUCACGCUCCGACUAUACGCUGCAGAUGCUGGGCCGUGUGGCCAAAGACCUCGACCCGGCGCGAGGUCCCCGGCAGCACCGUCCUCUACGACCUGAGUCAUCGCCGUACGAGCACACAAAGCAAACAAUCGCGGACCUCUUAUCGACACUUCCUGUUUAUCUGGACUACGAAAACGCGCUCCGGAUUGUGGGAACCACGGGUGGCGGCGUGGCCCCCAUCGGUGAAGCCCUGCUGGCCGAGGCGCGCACCUAUAACGCCACCGUGGCCCGAGUGCAGUCCGAAGGCAACUGUUUGCUGGGAAUGCUGACGGGCACCGGGAGCGGUGCCAUGCUCGAUGAGCCGGCCACCGGCAAGUGGAGCCUGCUGCUGGAGCGCAUCGGACGUAACCGUGUCCCCGAGGGCUGGCAAUGGGCUGGCAGCGCCCGCACCGAGGCGCCUCUGGACGAAUGGCUGGUGGAACUUGGUGAACGUGUUCGAUACUUUCGACGCUGGACCGAAUCCGGGCAACUUCCGGUCGAGUUUGUGCUUGGCCGGUUCACCGAUCCACGGCGGUUCCUCGGCGCCGUACUUCAGCACGUCGCGAAUAUCCACCAAUCGCCGCUGGAAGACUGGGGCUGGGAGUUUACCGUUUUCCCGACGGCCAAACCUCUGGAGCGUAUCCCGAUCGACGAGGGUUUCAUCGCGCGCGGCCUCUUCCUCGAGAACGGUGCCUGGGACUGGGAACGGCAAACAUUGGCGGUUCCCGGUGUUCUUGAGCUGUGCCAACCGAUGCCCCCGAUCGCUUUCCGGUCCAAGAAGGGGAGAGCUGUACGUGGCACUUCCGAUGGUCGGUUGUACCACUGCCCGCUUUACAGCCACGGCCAACGGGGCGAAGAUUCGUUCAUCGUGGACAUCCCGCUGGCGGUGGGUGAGCAGCAGGAUGAACGGGCGUGGAUCAAGUACAACACGGCCCUGCUGCUCAAGGAAUAA